This is a messenger RNA of Seminavis robusta, 2997 nucleotides long. The record is from the annotation of a GenBank genome assembly. Lineage: Eukaryota; Bacillariophyta; Bacillariophyceae; Naviculales; Naviculaceae.
AUGAGUGGCUUACUGGGUUUCUUUUCCAAAUUCAUGCCGUCCGAAAAGGACAGCACCACCAAUGCUGCUGAUGAUGGAGAUGUCUAUCCACAGUCCUUGUUGGACUUGCCGCCGCAGCAAAAUCAAGAAGAUGUAGAGAUGGAAGAUCCUCAACAGACCGAACUACCCGCCAUGUACGAUGUGAAAAUAGGCUUUAAAAAGUGGAAAAAGAAGCACAACAAACACUUGGGAGAUUUCCUAAAAAAGCGCAUGUGGUCAGACCAAAAAGAUUGUCCCGAAAACGACCACGACGAAAGCGAUCAUUCCGACGAUGACAUGGAACCAGAAAAUCUCGCCAUCAUUCCUCACGUCGACGCUACUGUCCAUGAUGUCACUCGCUUGGAUGACAUUGAUUUGCACACACGACAAUUGACGCUCGAUUUGGUCCAAGUCACCAAAGUCCAUGACUUGCGAGAGAUCAGACGAUUCGCCGCCACGGAAGCGUACGACAAGCGAUCCCAACACAUUCUAUAUCCCAACGAUGGACAGCUCAAGCAGCUACUCCACGCACCCCUCGACUGCGAUGGUCCACUCUCCACCAUUUACUAUUCCACCGUACUGGCCCUCGAAGUCACACAGCCACAACAAAUCUCUCCCGCACGACGAGCCGCUGCCGGAGUAGAACCUCAUUAUCAUCCCAAACAAACAAUGAAAUUGUUCUUGUAUGACAAACAUGCCGAUCUUGUCUACAAUCAAGUGUUGAUGCAGGAGGAGUACGAUCCCAGAAUACACACACUCCUACUCUCACUCUCCAAUAUUCCUGCCAAAUGCAUUGUCCCGUACGCUUACAACAAUUGGGCUCCACAACAGGAUUGUGUUCCCUAUUGUAUCUGUCUGGGAGCCAAGUCCAAAUUCCUCCGAGAUGACGACAAUGUCCGCUUUGAUGACUCUGCCAUGGGCAUGCGCAUCAUGUGUCAAAAGUCUGACGAGGCGGCACGAGAAUGGACCUUGAAACACACGGGCAAAGACGAACAGAGCCGCAUUGUGGCCAUUGUCGAACAGACCACGUUGGAAUUGCAGGACAAGUGGAACAAGCUUUGUGCGGCUGCUGCAGCAGCAGAAGAAGAGCAAGAGGAAACUCGCAACAAUGCCACAACAGCCACCCAGAACAAUACCAAUAAUGAACAACCCCAACAGCAGGAGCAACCACAGCAACAGGCACAGGAGCAACCACAGCAACAACAACAAGCAGCUCCGUCCGAGCGACAAAACAGUACAGCAAAAGAAAGAGAGCCACAAGAAUCGACCAUCAACAACCCGCCACUUCCUGGCAAACAUAAUAAGGAUACUCCUCCCUUGUCCGACUUGUGGGACAUGCUGCAGAAUCAUAGAGCAGGCAAGACGAAACAACGGUCUCGAGACUGCGAAGCCAACGUUUUUGGGCUGGUGGUUGGAUUUAGUGCACCGCGAUUGACCAAAAGUGGAGACACCACCAUGAACGUCACUCUGGUAGAUGAAUCCAUCAUUAUUCGUGGUGGUGGUGACCAACCGGCUCCCAUUCAUCUCGUCAUCUUUUGCAAAAGUAAAAGUCAGCUGCCAGUCUUGAGCGCUGCCGGAGAGGUUUUGCGGUUGCAUCGUGUGGUGGUUCAGGAUUGGCAAGGAGUAUUGCAAUUACGGGGGCAACGAUCGACUGGCUAUGCCGUAUAUCGAGGCGGGGAUGCCUUUCAUCGGGACUCGCUCGCAUCACCGGGAAGCUGCAGUAUGAAUCCGCAAGGUGAAGCCAGGUUUGCCGCGCUGUGGAAGUGGGGGCAAAAGUACUUGACGGACCAUUCCACCAUUCUGCAAUCUGAGCAGCGAUGGCUCGAACAGGUCGGCUUGGAGGAUGAUCGGGGAGAAGAUCCAGAGGGUAGCGAGAGCGACUUUACCGUCAUGGUCUCGGCUAUCAUUCCCAUGCCCGAACCUCGACCAGUGGCAAUUGCGCCUUGUGGAUUUCUACGAGUCUGGGACGGAACAGGUCAUUCUCACUCGGAUCGAUUCCCAAUGAAUACCAAACAAUCACAUUCACUGAAUGGUGACCCACCGUCAGAAGCUCUCGUCGCCAUUUCCAAAAUCAAGGAAGUCCGAAGUGGGACACGUGAUGCGUUAGCAACGCCGCAGCGAUUGUGUGGCCGAGUUGUCAACGUUGUCAUUUGGGAGCAACCUCAUUGGGACUUUAUCAUGAAGAACCACGAGCAGGUGUACGUUGGUAGUUUUGUUCGUUUGAGGAAUGUCAAGGAAGGCUUCUUGAAUGAAAUCGGGCUCCGCUGCCUGCACUGUGGAUCGCAUUCGUGGCUCACGCCAUUGCCACCAACAAACUUUGAUACCUUAGAGCUACUGGGAAAGCACAGCGAGAGAAUCGGCAAGGGUCACCCUCCAAAUACAGAUAGCGGCGUCCUUCCUCUGGACGCCCAUACAGGAACCAGUAGCGACAGGGCUUCCUGUAGGUCCCCCGAGCAGAGACAGCGGCAAACGGUGGCGACAGCUUCUGCCACUUCCACAACUGUCGCAGCUCGUUCACCACAGAAGCCAACGGCUGUUCUACCAAAACCUCGAAAAGCAGGGCCAAUGCGCUACAAUACACUGGACCUGCUUAAAAACAAGGCCGCCAAUUCCACAUUUCGAGGCAAGGUUGUCAUCAAGGCGAUCAUUCCCAAGAUCAAUAGUGCCAAGGAAAUGUGGAAAGUGUGCCCCAGAGACAAGAAGAACAAACAAGGGAGGAUCUUUCGGUUUGGUCUUCGCCUCUCUGACGGUAUCACCAUGUUGGAUGGCAUCGCGUCCAACAAGAUCGGUGAGAGCUUCUUUUCAGGCAUGUCUGCUGAGGAUGCUUGUGGCAGUAGGGAAGAGGACGCAUUCGGGGUAUUGGCAUGCAUUGAACGCGGUGAUCGGUUUCGUGUGGAACUGCGGAGUAUAGUAAUGGAUGGAUCCAAGUGGUUUGUCAUCACAUCCAUGUCGGCUAUUGCUGCCUCCAAGGCAAACUGA